UCGAGCAGUGACAAGGGAGACGAUACUAGAACUUCUUCAUUCUGAUCCUUCAAUGGGUAACAGAAGAGGUAACAAGAGCAAAAAUCAAACGGGAACAGGAGGCACAAGAAACGAGAUGGUGAUGAUGGGCAGUGGCAGCUCAAGGAACCAGUACUACCAACAACAACAGGAGCCAGAGCCCCAAUCCUCAAUCUCCGAUUCCGAAAGCACCAACAUGGCCUCCACUUCCGCCGGAAAAACCAAACCCAAAAAGAAAAAAUACAAAUCCAAACAGCCCCUUCCAACCCCACCAACAAUCCCUCCUCAAAACGCCCCAAUUGAAACCCCUGAUGCUCUGAGACAAAACAUCGAACAGGUUGCGGGCGCCACCAGGGCCGCCUAUAAAUUCCUCUCCGACAACGAUCUGCAGCUCCACCCAUCUCAAGCCCUAGCUCUAGAAGCUCAAAUCUCAGCCGCGGCGCGCUCUCUCUCUGAAAUCCACCUCUCUCUCUCUAACAACUCCUCUUCUCUCUCUAACCCACCACCUUCUGAGACGAAAAGGCCGUGUUGGUUUCACAGGUUUCUGGAGGAUGCAGCUGAUGAGUAUGAUAGUCGAUGGACUGAGUGGUUUCGAAUGUCGAAAACUUCGUUCACUCUUCUUCUCCGACUUCUCACUCCUUCCCUGUCUGGUCUUGCUCCUGUUCAGCCUAAUUAUGCUCUUGGUGCUGCGCUUUUUCGUCUCGCUCAUUCUGCUCACUAUAAGGCUGUGGGGAACCGGUUCGGUAUGGAUUCAGCUACUGCUUGUUUGGCUUUUCAUACUGUUUGUAAAGGGGUUGUUGAUAAGCUGGCGCAUUUGUUUGAGUUGAAGACGGAUAUUAAUAGAAUUGUGGUUGGGUUUGGGUGGAUUUCGCUACCGAAUUGUUGUGGGGUUUUAGGGUUUGAUCGGUUUAAAGUCGAAGGGAAUUUGUUUGGGAAUGAUGGUUUUGUGAUGGUUCAAGCUUUAGUUGAUUCGGAAGGGAGGUUCUUGGAUGUGUCAGCUGGUUGGCCAAGUAAUGUGAAACCUGUUUCGAUUUUAAGGCAAUCGGAGUUUUAUUCGCGAGUUGAGGAUUCAAAGGAGUUGUUGGAUGGACCUGCUUUUGAGCUUAAGGAUGGGAAUUCAGUGCGUCAGUAUGUUUUGGGGGAAUCAUGUUUACCUGUUUUGCCUUGGUUGAUUACGCCUUUUGAUGAAACUGAUGAUAUGGAUGCAUCGCGUAGAGCUUUUAAUUCAGUGCAUAAGGAUGCUAUGAAAAUGGUUGCUACAGCUUUUGGAAAGGUUAGGGAUCAGUGGCAGUUAUUAACAAAGGAGUGGAAAGAAGGAUGUGUUGAAGCAUUGCCUUUCGUUAUUGUAGCAUGUUGUUUGCUUCAUAACUUUCUGAUCAAGUGUAGUGAGGUGUCGCCUGAGAACAAUGUGGAGUAUACUAGGGAUUUCGAACUUCCUGUUUUCGACGGAGAAGUAGAUGAGAGUGGUAAUAGGAUUAGAAAUGCGCUUGCUGUGCAUUUGAGUCGGGUUAGUCCAAGUUCAUGAGCCUGUAGUCACUCUUGUCGUUUUCUUGUAAAGAGUUUCUGUUUAUGUGUCGGGAUUUAAAAGUUAUUUGCUCUGUUUUAGACUAAA
Molecule: messenger RNA, 1630 nt
Organism: Daucus carota subsp. sativus
Lineage: Eukaryota; Viridiplantae; Streptophyta; Magnoliopsida; Apiales; Apiaceae
Product: protein ANTAGONIST OF LIKE HETEROCHROMATIN PROTEIN 1
Exons: 2
Coding region: 53-1543 (496 amino acids)
Source: RefSeq, a predicted model, not a curated record